Molecule: messenger RNA, 678 nt
Organism: Salvelinus sp. IW2-2015
Lineage: Eukaryota; Metazoa; Chordata; Actinopteri; Salmoniformes; Salmonidae
Product: EGF-like and EMI domain-containing protein 1
Exons: 5
Coding region: 235-678 (147 amino acids)
Molecular function (GO): protein binding
Source: RefSeq, a predicted model, not a curated record
CCGGAACUCUUGUGAAUAGAGCUCGUACGACGAAGGGGGAUGGAUGCAAGCUGAGGACAAGAAGACCCUCUCUCAAACUCUCUAGACACGGGACAAUCUGGAAGCAUUGUAGUCCUGUUUCGAUGCGUUCACAGUCGGAGACAGGAUGCACAUCAUUAUUUGAUGGGACUAUAGGAGAUAUUUACCUUCACCGCAUCACUCUUUACUUUGUAGUCUUCCCUCUGUGAAUGAAUAAUGUUCUUGAACGUUUUAAUGUGGUGUAUGAUAGCACUGGACACCGCGCGCAUCGCAUCAUCUCUGGAGUUACAACCUGACAUGCCUAAUGUGUGUGCGGAGCAGGAGUUGUCCAUGCUGGGUGCACGCCAGCCUUGUGUCCAGGCCUUCACUCGGAUGGUGAAGGUCUGGAAGCAAGGCUGCACUGGCCACCGCUGGUGUGUUGGCUACGAAAGGAGAACAGGCUACUAUACAGCCUACAGGCAGGUGUACAGUAUGGAUGUGCACAGGGUGUACAGGUGCUGCCCUGGGUGGACACAGAGGGGCAAGGAGAGGGGCUGUUUGCACCGGGUGUGUGCUGCUACUACCUGCUUCAAUGGGGGCAGGUGUGCUGAGAGAGGUGACCAGAUCUGUCAGUGUCCUGUAGGCUUCCAAGGAACACGCUGCCAGUAUGCCGAGCUGUGA